CCUAUUUGCACGGAAGACAGAGCGGAGCGCUUACGGUUUGGUGAUAUCCGAUUGCUGAAAUGCCGUUAGAAAACUUAGAAGAAGAAGGUUUGCCUAAAAACCCCGAUCUGAGAAUAGCGCAUCUCAAGUUUUUGCUUACGCUAGACGGACGAAAGCAAGAUGCAAAAGUUGUUGCGGAGCUCAUGGAAGCUAUUAAAGAAAACAACAUGGCACCUUACUACGAGGCUUUGUGCAAGGAGCUCAAGUGGCAGGUGGACACGGACCUGCUGAGCAGGAUGAAAAAGGCCAACGAGGAAGAGCUGAAGCGUCUGGACGAGGUCCUGGACGACGCAGAGAAGAAUCUUGGAGAGAGUGAAAUCCGAGAUGCCAUGAUGGCCAAAGCAGAGUACCUUAUUCGCAUCGGCGAUAAGGAGGGAGCUUUGACUGCUUUCAGAAAGACCUAUGACAAGACUGUGGCCCUCGGACAUCGACUCGAUAUUGUGUUCUACCUGCUGAGGAUCGGUCUGUUUUACAUGGACAAUGACCUCAUUACACGCAACACUGAAAAGGCAAAGAGCCUUAUUGAAGAAGGUGGUGACUGGGAUAGGAGGAAUCGACUGAAGGUGUACCAAGGCCUCUACUGUGUGGCCAUCAGGGACUUCAAACAGGCAGCAGAGCUGUUUUUGGACACAGUGUCCACCUUUACAUCGUACGAGCUUAUGGACUACAAAACGUUUGUCACAUACACCGUUUACGUGAGCAUGAUUGCGCUGAAGCGACCCGACCUCAGAGAAAAGGUGAUAAAAGGAGCAGAAAUUCUGGAGGUCCUCCACAGUUUGCCUGCUGUUCGCCAGUACCUGUUCUCACUCUAUGAGUGUCGCUACUCUGUGUUCUUUCAGUCACUAGCCACUGUUGAGCAGGAGAUGAAGAAGGACUGGCUGUUCGCCCCUCACUACCGAUACUAUGUGCGGGAGAUGCGCAUUCUGGCCUACAGCCAGCUGCUGGAAUCAUACCGCUCGCUGACCCUCGGCUACAUGGCAGAGGCCUUCGGAGUGAGCACGGAGUUCAUCGACCAGGAACUUUCACGAUUCAUCGCAGCUGGUCGACUCCACUGUAAAAUUGAUAAAGUCAAUGAAAUUGUGGAAACAAACAGACCUGAUAGUAAGAACUGGCAGUACCAGGAGACGAUCAAGAAAGGAGAUCUUUUGUUGAACAGGGUCCAGAAGCUGUCCAGAGUCAUCAACAUGUAAUGAGUUCCUCUGACGUUACCCUCAGAAGGUGAAUGUUGUUUUGCCAUGUUAUAGGCUGUCUGUCUUGCAAAUGUCUUGUGUAUAUAUAUUAAAUUUUCUCAGAAAUUCCUUCCACAUUGUGUGUGCUGUAGUGUGCCUGUCAGUGUUUAAUUUGAAUUACAC
Scleropages formosus (Asian bonytongue) is the source of this 1391-nucleotide messenger RNA. RefSeq names its product proteasome 26S subunit, non-ATPase 6 (gene psmd6). NCBI's taxonomy places the organism in Eukaryota, Metazoa, Chordata, Actinopteri, Osteoglossiformes, Osteoglossidae. Gene Ontology annotation, biological process: proteasome-mediated ubiquitin-dependent protein catabolic process. The transcript is spliced from 8 exons. Gene Ontology annotation, molecular function: protein binding. The record is from RefSeq and is a predicted model, not a curated record. Bases 60 to 1229 code for a protein of 389 amino acids. Gene Ontology annotation, cellular component: proteasome regulatory particle.